AUGGCCUCACAUGUCGACCUCGUCAUGAAUCCCUGGGAAGCCAAAGCUCUCGAUUACCAUUAUCCAGCCGAAACAUUGCCUUCUGCUACAGGGAGGCCAUCCAGUGUUUCUAGAGGCCCAUGGCAGGCCAUGUCAAAUUCCGUUUUCUAUCCCGGCCUGUAUUCAGCAACGGGCUUCGAUAUCAUGGGCAUAUUGAUGAGUCUAAGGGCCCGACCGAACCCACAAGUUGAAAUUGGGAAGCUCGACUGCUCCGUGGCUCUCGUGCUCUGUAACCUUGAAGAGCCUGACGACCCUAUAGUGUACGCAUCGGAUGCAUUCUGUGCCCUCACCGGCUAUUCACAAGCAGAGGUCAUCGGCAAAAAUUGCCGAUUCCUCCAACAGCCACACCCUAGCUCAUGGGACAUGUCUAAGAGCAAGCCCAAGCACGACAAGCACGCAGCCUCAAAAAUGCGGCACGCACUUCAAGCCGAACAGGAGAUCCAGCUACGCGUUAUAAACUAUCGAAAAGAUGGUCGCCGAUUCAUCAAUCGCGUCAGUAUUGUACCGGUGACAUUAAAUGGUUCUGGCUACCGCUAUGCUGUUGGGUUACUGAACGAUGAUUCAUAG
This is a messenger RNA of Metarhizium robertsii ARSEF 23, 606 nucleotides long. RefSeq names its product PAS domain containing protein. The record is from RefSeq and is a predicted model, not a curated record. Lineage: Eukaryota; Fungi; Ascomycota; Sordariomycetes; Hypocreales; Clavicipitaceae. Gene Ontology annotation, cellular component: nucleus. Bases 1 to 606 code for a protein of 201 amino acids. The transcript has 3 exons.